Messenger RNA from Condylura cristata (star-nosed mole), 954 nucleotides. Its product is annotated as proline-rich protein HaeIII subfamily 1-like. The transcript has 5 exons. Lineage: Eukaryota; Metazoa; Chordata; Mammalia; Eulipotyphla; Talpidae. Bases 1 to 828 code for a protein of 275 amino acids. The record is from RefSeq and is a predicted model, not a curated record.
AUGGCUAGGGGCCCUCCUCAGGAGCCAGAAACGCCUUUAAAAGGGCAGGGUCGUCCCUUCGGCUUCCGCUGUCCAGGAGGGGCGGGCUCCACCGGCGGCCCCCGGCUCCGCAUCCCGGGCCACGACCGCCGGGCGGGGCGGGGGUGGCAGGGCCCCGGGGGCGGCCGCCCCGGGACGGGGUGGCGCGCCCCUCGGCCUCCUCACGCGCGGGCUGGCCGGGCGGCCCGCAUCCUCAGCACCGGCCUCGGGUCGGCCCCAGCCCCUGCCCCCGCCCGCGCCGCUGCCCGGGCUGCUGGCGGUGCCAGAGUGACGUACUCGACGCCGCCGCGGUGCCGCCUGGGAGUUGUAGUCUCCGGCUGCGCGGCCCCGAGCGCGGCCCCUCGUCUCCCGGACCCCACAGCCCGGCUGCCAGCCUCGGGCCACAGUGGGGACCCCGAGGGCCCGAAGCGACCCUCCUGGGGAGAUGAACCUGGCUCGGGCCCGGUGGGCUGGGCGCCUGGCGGUGAGAAGGGGACCAAGCACUCCUCACAGACCCAGCGGGGCCCGCGGCCUGAGGUUGUCAUCCAAGUCUUUCUGCUAAGGAGUGACAACAUCUUGAUUAGCACUAUGCCAGGGCUGCCCCUUCAGCUUGGAUCCAGGAAAGGAGAGGAGACCAUGAGCCCUGCUGCCCCAGGCUGGAUAUGGGGCCAGGAGACCUGGGUUGAAACCAUCCGAGCAAAUCAUCAACCAUCUGGCCUUGGCCAAAACCUUGGUCCUUCUCUGUGGAGGGAUCCCUCAGACAAUGGUGGUCUUCGGGUAGAAAUCUUACCUAGGCGAUACUUCAUGUAAACUUGUCUUUUACUGUCACAGAGUGGCUUGGGGAAGUUGCCUCAGUCUCACCUGUCUCUUGGGUGGUUUUCAGGCCAUACAUAUUAAUCCCACAAAUUUUGGAUUGGAAAAAUUCAAAUUAAAAUC